AUGGAUAUUGAUUCUCCAGAUUCUGUAAUUGAUCAGGAAAAUAAUAAUAAAAUCUGUGAAAAUCAAGAAAAUAAAACAAUAUCAAGUGCCCAUUCAGAUGAGAAUGAAGAUGUUGUUAAUUCACAGCUUCAACAAAAACAAAAAGAACUCUCAACUGU
Dentiscutata erythropus is the source of this 158-nucleotide messenger RNA. The record is from the annotation of a GenBank genome assembly. Lineage: Eukaryota; Fungi; Glomeromycota; Glomeromycetes; Diversisporales; Gigasporaceae.